Paralichthys olivaceus (Japanese flounder) is the source of this 8063-nucleotide messenger RNA. It is a transcript of the gene znf609b, whose product is annotated as zinc finger protein 609b. Gene Ontology annotation, cellular component: nucleus. The record is from RefSeq and is a predicted model, not a curated record. Gene Ontology annotation, biological process: regulation of transcription by RNA polymerase II. Lineage: Eukaryota; Metazoa; Chordata; Actinopteri; Pleuronectiformes; Paralichthyidae.
AAACCCGGGGCUUCUCUGGACUGUGACGGUUCAGUCCGGUCGGAUCCGCCGCUCCUGGCUUUGGCUCCCUCUCCCGCUGCUCGGCUACAUUGUAUCGGUUCCCACACGAAGCAGCAGCAUCGCUGGACGCGGAGGAACCGAGGAGCUAACCCGGAGGAGACGCUGCCUUCUGCGGGAUUAAUCGCCACAGGGUCGCCGCGGAGGACCGGAGUCAGCUCGGGCACCGAUAACGAUGUUCCCCCGGACCGGGUCGUCCCCUUCGGAGCGGACGCUGUCUCUUUAGUGUGAUGGCAGAAGUCCAGUGAGUCGCUGGCCUCUCCUCCUCCUCCUCAGCCGCCUCCUCCUCCUCCUCCUUCUUCUUCUCCUCUUGUGCUGGAUGUCUCGGGGAGUGCGCCGCUUUCCACCGCUCCACAUUUCUCCAGAGGGUUUAUUGUGAAUCCAGGCGGUUGUUUUCACGGCGCGCUCGCCGCCAUGGCCGGAGCGGGGGUUGGGAUAGGAGUGGUUAGCUAAGUGGGGAAUAUGUGUUUAAAUGGGACAGCAACGAGCAGACCGUGAGGAUUCUCUAACCCUUGCCCCGGAGUCCCAACCGUCUGAGAGGGUGUCGGACCUCACUGAGGAAAUCCUGGGCCGUUGGCACUAAAAUGUCCCUAAGUGGUGGCACUGCAGGCGGGAAAGGUGUGGACUCUAAUGCGGUGGACACUUACGACAGCGGGGAUGAGUGGGAUAUAGGUGUUGGAAAUCUGAUUAUUGACCUUGACGCUGACUUAGAGAAAGACAAACUUGAGAUGUCUGGUACCAAGGACGGAAUGGCGGCACCACCCAGUGCAGUGGCAGCGUUGCCUGACAACAUCAGGUUUGUUAGUCCAGUGUCUGGCUCUCAAGGCAAGGAAAGCAAAUCCAAAUACAAGCGCAGUAAGAACUCUAAAGACAAUAGUAACAAAGCUUCAGCUGGAGACGGGGGUAAAAAAGAAACUGCAGGACGGACUCAGGGGGAGCCGACAGUUACAGCAGCGAAUGCAGGAGCUGCUGGCGGUAAUUCCACCUCUGGGAGGAACAUGGAAAAAGGGGGCAAAGCCUCCCGAGGUGUUCUGAGUGGUAAAAAAGAUAAAGAAGGGGCUGGUGGGAAAAGUAAGAAGGACAAAACAGAUGGAGCACCAGUCGUAGCAAUAGCUGCUGCAGAGAAGGAUGUUGUGUCUCAAGCCCAAGUUGCUUUGGGGAAUAGUCGUAAUACGUCCUUUGAGAACACACAAUCAACAGACUUGGCUGAAGCCAAUCAAAUGGGGAAUAUUGCACUUGAACAAGUUGGGAUAGUACCAGCAUUGACCGCAAAAACUGAACCGGAGGAGGUGGAAAAUGGUAAUAGUGAAUGCAAGAUGUUAAAGAAGGUGAAAAACGAAAAGAUGGAAUCUCCUGUCUCCACGCCAGCCCCUCCCCCCCUCCACCUCCUGGCCGCGGUAGGCAACAGUGAGAUUUCCUCGCCGUGUGAGCAGAUAAUGGUGCGAACACGCUCAGUGGCAGUGAACACAUCCGAUGUGGCCCUGGCUACAGAACCUGAGUGCUUGGGGCCCUGCGAGCCUGGUACCAGUGUCAAUCUUGAAGGCAUUGUGUGGCAGGAAACUGAGGACGGCAUGCUGGUGGUCAAUGUUACUUGGAGAAACAAGACAUAUGUGGGAACCCUGUUGGACUGCACUCGCCAUGACUGGGCUCCCCCCAGGUUUUGUGAAUCCCCGACAAGUGAUCUGGAGAUGAGGAAUGGCCGUGGUCGAGGCAAGCGCAUGAGACCGAAUAGCAACACCCCUAUCAAUGAGAACAGCAAUUCAUCAGACAACAAGGGCACCACCAACAACAAGACACGUGCUGCAGCGAACAGCAAGGGCCGAAGGGGCAGCCAGACACCAUCAGAGCGCCGCACUCCACCCAACAGUAACACAGAAGACAUCAAGGCCAGUCCCUCCUCAGCUGGGAAACGCAAGACCAAACCAGCCUCAGACAUGGAGCCGAAUUCUAGCUCAGAGGACACCAAAGGUAACAAACGGAUGCGGACAAACUCAAACAGUGGAGGGGUGGGACCAACAGGUCUGCCUAUCUCUUCCAUUAAGACUGAGCCACUUCCACCUCCCCUCGAUCGCAGCUGCCCUUCUCCAGUUCUUAUUGAUUGUCCACAUCCUAACUGCAACAAGAAGUACAAGCACAUCAAUGGUCUCAAGUACCACCAAGCCCGUGCCCACAAUGAUGAUGACAUAAAGUUGGAGUUAGAUGGAGACAGUGAAUAUGGAGAGGAUUCAACUCUCCACCCUGAACCAGGAAAUUGUAAUGGAGCAUCCAUCUCUCAGAAAGGAUCCUUGUCUCCAGCACGUUCAGUUACUCCAAAAGGCAGGAACUUUGAGGCUCAGAGUCCUUCCCCAUCUCCUGGCAAGUUUGGUUCAAAGCAGAGUAAAAAGAAAAUUGCUGAGAUGGAUCCAGAAACAGGAGGUACACCGAUGGACGGAUGUGAGGAUGGGCCAUGCCUCACUGAUGAGGCAAGUAAUGAUGGUAUAGAUGAUAAGAGAGGAUCAGAGAAGUCAAAAAAGGGUAGUGCAAGCCUCAAAGCUGAUAAAAUGGCCCAGAAAAAUAUGAAAUCACCACGGCCCAUUGGCCCUGCAUCUGCAGCAUCCCAGCAGAUGUACUCUUUUCCUCCUGGAAACCCAAAUUCUUCCCCAGGGCUUACCCCAAUGAUACAAGGUAUUCCCAAGAGUCCCCAAAUGAAAGGGACACAGCCUAAACCCCCUGCCAUUGUAGACCCUGCCUCAAGUAGCUCCAAAGACAAGAAGAAGAAAGACAAGAAGAAAAAGGACGGUGGGAAGGAAGCUGACAGCCCCAAGCCUUCGGGAAAGGGUGGAAAACUAGAGGAAGGUAAGCUUCCAUAUACUGAGCCUCCAGAUCAAGGAAUUAAGGGGGAUGGACUCCUCAAUGGUUCCUCAGAUCCUCAUCAGAGUCGCUUGGCCAGUAUGAAGGCUGAGGCUGACAAGAUAUACAGCUUUUCAGACAAUGCCCCUAGCCCAUCUAUUGGUGUAGCCAGUCGGAUAGAUGGUAGUGGGAUGCCGCAGCCUCUCACGCCACUUCAUGCGGUAAACCAAAAUGGUGCUGACAAUUCAUCAGUCAAAACUAAUAGCCCAGCAUAUUCUGACAUUUCAGAUGCUGGAGAAGAUGGUGAAGGGAAACUCGAAGGUGGUGUCAAAGUGAGGACGGAGGACCAAGCCAUCAGGGAAAGUGUGAAAAAAGCACUUUUUUCAAAUCCGACACCCAACAAAGAAUCCCCGUACUAUGCCGGCUAUGAUGCAUAUUACUCACCUAAUUAUGUCAACCCCAGUGUCAGUGGGCCCAAUCCAGGCACCCCAGUGGUUGAAGGUCAGAUUAAGAUCAAAAGAGAAGAAGACCAGGACCAAGGUGAGGAAAAAGUCAAGAUUGAGAUUCAUGAAGAUCGCAAACCUGACAUCGGUGCUCCUGGCCAGCAGCAGCAACAACAGCAACAACAACAGCAGCAGCAGCAACAGCAGCAACAACAGCAACAACAACAGCAACAACAACAACAACAGCAGCAGCAGCAGCAGCAGCAACAGCAGCAGCAGCAACAGCAACCAUCAGUCAUUCAACAGCGAUCCAACAUGUACAUGCAGCCUCUUUACUACAACCAGUAUGCUUAUGUCCCCCCAUAUGCAUAUCAUCCUGAUCAGGCCUACCAUAACCACUUGAUGAACACCAACCCAGCCUAUCGGCAACAGUACGAGGAGCGUCAAAGACAGAUGGCUGAACAGCAUCGUGCUGCUGAGAAGAAGUCAGAUGUCGCCAUAAAAGAACGGGAAGCCUCCAUGAAGGAGGAGUGGAAACAAAAGAGCCCCAUGCCCCCAAGCCUCUCCAAAGCCCCAAGUCAGUCAGACCUUGGAAAGACACCACAACCCCCAGGAAAAUUGAGGGACUCGCCUUCUGAGCUCUCCUCCAAAUCCAUUGGAAGCAUAAAGGUGGAGGACACGAAGUCCCAGCAAGCUGAGGGGCUGAAGAUGAAGCUGACUGAAGGGGGUCACCAUGGAAAGGAAGACUCCAAGCAAACACUUGAGUCCAGAGGUCAGGCAGGGAUGGAGCAGACCAUAUGGUACAGACAGCAAUUCCCAGAAAGCCAGAAGCCACAAGCAGAAGACGAACACCAGCAACCUCGAUGGAAAGACGAAAGGGACAGAGAACGGGAACGGGAUCGUAAAUUAAAGGAUGACAGGCCUAGGCCCAAGGACAGUCAAAGUGUGCCCAAGGAGGACAGCAAAGAAAGUAGCGAUCCCAGAAUCACUUCUGAGGACCACCGGGUUAUGAGCAAAGACUCUCGUUCCAAUCCCCACAUGCAGUUUUCAUCACCACUAGCGCAACACCAAGGAUACAUGCCCUACAUGCAUGGAUAUCACUAUGGACAAGGCUAUGACCCCAACCACCCUGGAUACAGGGGCAUGCCCUCAGUUAUGAUGCAGAAUUACCCAGGUUCGUAUCUACCUGGAGGUUAUCCAUUUUCUCCGUAUGGAAGUAAAAUUAGCGGAGGUGAGGAGGGCGGCGACAAAUCUCGUGCUAGCCCUACUGUCACCAAAACGGCAACAGACUCCAAAGCCCUGGAUAUCCUGCAUCAGCACGCCAGCCAGUACAAGAGCAAAUCCCCCACAGUAGGCGACAAGCCGCCGCACGACAGGGAGCGAGAGCAGGACAGAGGAGCGGCUGGAGACCGAGAUCGGGAAAGGGAGAGGGAGAGGGAACGGGAAAGAGACGUAGAUCGGCCGCGCUCCUCGCCCUCCCAGCGCAUCAUGCCCUCUCAUCACCACCUGGGAUACCCUCUGCUCUCAGGGCAAUAUGACCUGUCCUAUGCCACAGGGAAACCCGACCGUCACACCUCAACCCUGCAAAGAUUCAUGUGACUGGCUCACAUGAGAAGAAGAUCUCCUGGGUGUUACCUUUUAGACAUCAGUUGAAUGGUGUUUCUAUCUAUAUUUUUAUUUCUUCUGCUGAAAAGGACAGGCAGAUGAUUUUUUUUUUCUUUCCUCCCCUCGUAAAUGACCCUCAAAUUCUCUCUAAACCUUGGACUGUAACAGGACUGAUAUUAACCCAGGUUCAAAGCCAUCGCUCUGCCCCAUCACGCAGAGGAAACACCAACCCGCUGAUUAUCUAGUCUUUGCACUGUCAACAAAUACAAUGCAAAAAGAGACUAUUGGACUGCCAGAACAGCUUUUAUUGUUGUUGUUUUAUUUUCCUUUUUGACUGCAUUGUUCUUUUGUCGCACGCAGAAAGAAAUUGGCAGUGAUUCUGGGGAGUUGGGUGGCUGAUGGGAAAGAGGAGUCAAACUAAAUUAAAGACUGAAUCAUAUUAAAAAUGAUUUCAACUCAUUGUCUUUCUCGUACGCCGUGAAACAACAGUAUAUCCUUAACUUGACAAAUGUUUGGCUAUAUUUUUUGGGGGGGAGAUGGAAUAUGGCAACAGCUGCUUCCUUCAGAGACUUUAGAGCCUGAGACUGAAGUUUUUAUUUUCCAUCGUCAUUGUUAAUUCCCAUCCACUUUGAACCCUCCGUUCUUGUUUCAGGGAUGAUGUCGUCAUGUUUUGCGAAGGGACCGCACACACCUCAAUGGAGAAUAAACACUACUCAUGUUUUCUUUUCUCAGAAAUAUUUUAGUUUCCAUAUCAUUGUGUUCAUCUUUUGAAUGUGUCUGAUGCUGGUGGUCGUCCUGAUUUUCCUCUCGAUCAAUCGGUCACGUCCAUCUUUUAAACUCGCUCACACGGUGAAGCCACAUUAGCAAGCGACGAGUUCACAGGGCAUUGUCUUCACGUUGGGCCACUUGUUGGGGUUUUUUUUUUUUUUUUUACCGUAGCUUCAUUCAGCUCAUCGGGUUUGAUUAUUAUCUGUGAACAAUGUGAAAUUUCAUUCAACGCAUGUAUUCCUCUGCUGUAAAAUAGACUUUUCUCCUAUGUGCAUAUGUGUUUAUACGUAUCCCAGCAUGCAACUGUUUAAAAACUCUCACUGUUAAAGAAAACAUUUUCACAGCGUUUAGCAUUUUGUGCUCAGAUCAAACCGUAGCUUUUGUUAUGUCCCUGCAGAUUUUCUUUUUUAAUUGUGGUCAUUUAAGCACAUCAUCGGGAAUUUUCCAUUUAUGUUAACACGCAGGGAGCGAUUCCACCGUUUCCGACCUGACCAGGUCCACAUCUCUCAAUAAUAUUUAAACUGACAACUCUGUCAGAUUAAGAGAAAACAAAAUGGUGAAUCAGCCGCUGUCGGAAGACAAACCUUUCUCUUGGUGCUUCGCUUGCUUUUGUGACUUCACCACAACACACAUUCAACCCAGACAGUCGUUAGCGUGGUUUUCUCGCUGGCGGCUAGCGUUUGGUUCAGCCCAAAAACUGGGUCAGUGAGUCUGAUCAGCCAGACACCAGUUUUCUUUGUGUGGUUGCUGCCUGUGCUGUGCGCUCCAUUACUGGCACGUUAAACAAAAAGUGCAUGAAAUUACCCCUGAAACCUCUUUCUGCUGUUACGACCGCAGAGCAAACACGAACCGAUCCGACACAGACAAUGAACUUCAUUAAAAAGGAAUAGCCGGUGAAAAGCUGAGAGCGAACCCGAUCUCUCUCUCUCUCUCUCUCUCUCUCACACACACACACACACACACACACGACUGAAGUCGGAAGGCUCAAAGUUGCAUCUGAAAAGAAGCUUGUUGCUCGAGGCUUUGCGUUGGAUCUCAAACUGGUGGUGCUACUCUGUAAAAUUAAACCCAGUCUGGUUUAGUUGAAAUCUACUGAAAGAGCGACUGUCAGCACGGCCUGUCCCACCAGAGGUCCCCCCCUCGGCUUUGAAUUACACAUCUCACGUACCUCAGGGGUUGUAAGUGAAAUUCUAUCCGUGUGCUUUUUGCAUUGAUUUUGAGAGCGCUCCUGUUUGUGGGUGUGAGAACGGCACAUUUUCUGCUUUGAGCCGGUUCAUUCAGAAACUGGUUCAGGUCAGAGAGUGAAGGUUUGAUGCCAAACUGUGCUGUUGUGGGUUGUGAACGUUCCUCUAAAGCAUAACAAUGAGAGUCAUUAAAUAAAGUUUUAUUGAUUGUAUUGGUUUUACAAUCACGUUUAAUCUCCCCUCCCACCAUGUUGUAGUUUAUUUUUUCCAUUUAACACAGUGAUGGAGUCUUCACGCCACCGGUUGAUCUCAUGUCUUAGACCCUCUGGACCUUUGUCGAGACAUUUCUCACCAGCACCAAACUGCAGUGCUUUGUUUUUGAGGUUUCUUGGACAUUCCGAGUAAAUCAGACACCAGUCUCUCGUCCCGCGGAUUCUUCGCAGAGGGUUUUUAUCUUUUUUUGCGCAUUUUAAAGAAGAAUGGCUGACACGAAUAAGCUGAAUGUGGUGGUGUUUGAUUUGUACUUAAUCUGUGAGGGUAAUCUAGGCAGCUGUGAUGUUGUCUUUAAAGUCGAUGGGUUUUAGUACCAGCUGACUGCAUUCAUAUAGAUUUAUCAGACAAUGGUUGUGACAAGUGCAUUUGUUCUCUCGCUGAGAGUAGUCAUGUUAUCUCGGUAGUAAGCGAAGCCCAGUGAAAAAUCAUAUAUUACUAAAAGUGUAUGAAAAGCCAGAAAAGUAAUGUUUGCUAUCAACAUAUUGGAAAGUGCUUGGCUCUUGUAUUUUGCAGGACUGUAUUUGUUUCAUGGUGAAGAGUAUAUUUAUUGGCCAGCAGUUGUCUCAAUUGGUGCCUAGUUGAACCUUCUUCUGUGAAAACACAGAGACACUUGCUUGUUUGUCCUUUUUCUGAUCCACCUACCGUCACACAAACCUCCCUCACCCUCCUCCUCCUCCUCCUCCUCCUCCCUACAGUACCUCCACUGGUACUCGCAAGGAUGUUUACAAUGUCUUCAUUUUCUUUCUGUGUGAGAAAUUCAGAACUCUCCCCUCUUUCUCCUCCUUUCUCCCUCCCGUCAGGAGUUUGUGUAAAGUGUACAUUACCAUGGUUCUUUUUUAUACAAUACUCUGUAACUUGCCUUUGUAAAUUUGGGCUGGAAAAAAUAAAUCUUUUUAUGAGACUA